GGUCCAUUGCUUUUGUCAGAUCUCGAUGCUUUCAGCGAACCCUAAUCUAUCUCCAUGUGUUCCAAAUUCCCAAUUGGUCACCUUCUCCAAUUCAGUUCAAAACACUCCUCCUUGAAUUUCCAUUUCUGGAUAUGAAGAAAAAUAUAGGGAAUUGAUUGUUAUAAGGAAGUAAGGAUGUCUAAGAUGGGUAUGAAGAGUGAAUCUGGAAGACAUUCGAAAAGGGGUUUUAGUUUAAGGUCGAGAUCAUUAAGGGCUUUUGAGGAGAUUCCAGUGACUUUGAGAGAAGAUGGUUUGAAGGAGAGUAGCUGGGCCAAUAUUCCUCCUGAGAUCUUGAGGGAAGUACUGAAGAAGAUUGAGUCAUCUCAAACAACAUGGCCUCUUCGGCAAAAUGUUGUUUCUUGUGCAGGUGUUUGCAAAGGUUGGCGAGAUAUGAUGAAGGAUUGUUUUAAACUGACAAUAUAUGUAUAUGAAAACAGAGGUCCAAGAAGUAUGCAAUGCACCAUGAACUCCAUCCCAGCAUCUUCAAUCGAGCCUAGAGGAGUGGCCCCAUUUCAAACUGAAUUCCCACGUACAAAUUUCGAAUCCUACCCCUCACCCCUUCCCUUUUUCAGAUCAAAAUCUACUCGCACAGAAGCAAUCCAAUCCGAAAAAGAGAAAAUGCUUUUCAUGAAAAAUAAGUCUCCUAAGUGGCACGAUCGGCUUCAGUGUUGGUGUUUGAAUUUCAAUGGUCGUGUUACAGUUGCAUCUGUGAAGAACUUUCAGCUUGUUGCUUACUCAGAAGGAGAUGGAGAUGGAGAAGGAGAAGGAGGAGGAGUUGAGCAUGAAGAUGUUAUUCUUCAGUUUGGUAAGGUUGGAAAGGAUCUGUUCACUAUGGAUUAUCAAUAUCCUAUUUCCGCGUUUCAGGCCUUUGCUAUCUGCAUCAGCAGCUUCGAAACUAUGAUUGCUUGUGAAUGACUAAAUGCAGUAAGUUUCUUUGCCUUCUUUCGAGACUAAGAUUACUUCUUUUUUUUCAGUUUGAAAUGGGUUGAUUUUCAUCUUAACUAGCUAAUGUUAUUGAGUGAAGAUUGAAUGGGUUGUGUAAGAAUGGGAGAUGUCUCUUAAAAUACUGCUGCUUUGAAGGAGUUCUACCUGGUUUGUUUGUUUGUUUGUUUUCUUUC
Molecule: messenger RNA, 1157 nt
Organism: Impatiens glandulifera
Lineage: Eukaryota; Viridiplantae; Streptophyta; Magnoliopsida; Ericales; Balsaminaceae
Product: tubby-like F-box protein 3
Exons: 3
Coding region: 175-954 (259 amino acids)
Source: RefSeq, a predicted model, not a curated record